AAGGAUUAUGUCCAAUCGUGGUUAUCCUUGGUAGGUCCUGUUAUUCGCUGUCAUGUGUCUAAAGCGCUCUUUUCAUGAGUUUUUGUUUCUUCUACUACUGCCGCAGCUGUGGCUUACUGUGACCAUUUUGCUUAUUUUGUCCUGCUUUGGGCAUUUUUUGAAAUUUUUACAUAUAUUUUUUCUUUCUAGCUAAACAUUUUCAUUUUAAAGCAAUAAAUCAUGUCAGAACAACCCCAUAUCUUUACUUGCAUUUCCUGUCAAGUGGCAUUUCAAUCACCAGAGAGCCAGCGUGCUCAUUAUAGAACAGAUUGGCAUAGAUAUAAUUUGAAGAGAAAAGUUGUCAAUCUUCCUCCUGUCACAUUUAGUCAAUUCAACGAAAAGGCUGAAGCUCGUGAAGCUAAGGAAGCGGAAGAAAAGAAGGCUAUUGAGACAAGGAACAAUUACUGUACUAGUUGCCGAAAGAGCUUUGGUUCCACUAACCAAUAUGAUAACCAUAUGCAAUCCAAGAAACACAAAGAUAAUGUGGCCAAGCAGGCUUCGGCUCUGCCGAAAAAAUCGAAUGACCAGCCUAAACAGCCAAAGACAAUUGAUAUGCGUGUGACGGAAGAGACGACAGAAGAAGAGAUGAUGGCCAUUAUUGAUGAAAAGAUCAAGUCUGCACCUCGUCUGGAAGAAACUGAUUGUUUAUUUUGUACACACAGAGCAGAUACCUUUGAAGACAACAUGUCGCAUAUGACUUCGGUUCACAGCUUAUUUAUUCCCGAUAUCGAAUACUUGAUUGACUUGAGAGGACUCAUUCGCUAUCUGGGUGAAAAGAUCACGGUUGGUAAUGUGUGUAUAUUUUGUAAUGGCAAAGGAAGAGGCAUGAGAUCUGUAGAAGCAGUUCGCAAACAUAUGAUCGAUAAGGGCCAUUGCAAGAUUGCUUAUGAAGAUGACGACGAUGCAGCUGAAUUGGUUGAUUUCUAUGACUUUUCAUCAUCUUAUCCACAGCCUGAAGAUGGUGAAGAGGUGGAUGUCGAUGCAGAAUUAACUCAAUUGGCACAAGGCCUUACCUUGGCUGAUGAUGAGAUGUCGCUCGUUUUACCCAAUGGCAGUGUUGUUGGCCAUCGUCACUUGAAGCGUUACUAUGAUCAGAAAUUGAAGCCAGAAGAGACACGAGAUUCUGUACUGAUCAAUAAGCUCAUUGGACAGUACUCAGAUUCACCUGCGUUCGAGUCUAUGCGUCGUAAUAACAGCAAGCAGCCAUUACUUUUGACAGAUUCUCGCAAUCGACAAGGACUUCGUACAUCUGAGGCAUUCAAGGACCUUCGUCGUCAGCAUGAAUAUACCACGCGUGUUGGUAUCAACGCAAACAAAUUACAAAAAUACUUUAGAAUCCAAAUCCUGUAAUUGCAAGCACAUAAUUUCAUUAUUUUGUAUAACCAUCGCACAAAUAAAAAAAACCCUGGGUUUCAUUUUACCGCAUGACCCAUCUUUUCCCGCAAGAGUUACUCGCGAUCUGUUAAUAUUAUCUGUAACCUUACACUAGAUUGCAACCUGCGGUCUUAAGGAUUUCAUUUUUAAUGCAACAUUAUAUUAUUGUAUAACAGAUCCCAUAAACAGAUAAAAUGUAUC
Messenger RNA from Rhizopus microsporus ATCC 52813, 1614 nucleotides. RefSeq lists its product as uncharacterized. Gene Ontology annotation, biological process: ribosomal large subunit biogenesis. Gene Ontology annotation, cellular component: preribosome, large subunit precursor. Bases 220 to 1389 code for a protein of 389 amino acids. The transcript has 4 exons. The record is from RefSeq and is a predicted model, not a curated record. NCBI's taxonomy places the organism in Eukaryota, Fungi, Mucoromycota, Mucoromycetes, Mucorales, Rhizopodaceae. Gene Ontology annotation, molecular function: nucleic acid binding; zinc ion binding.